AUGUUGGAUAAACUAUCAUUGACUGUGAUCAAGUCCAUUGCAACUCACUUGAAGGACUGCUUUGCAGACGCAGUGAUGUUGUCAUUGGUCUGUAAGAGAUUGUUUGAAGAGAGAGAAAAGUAUAUAGUGUUGGACAAUGAUCAGUUACCAAAGGAUACAGAGUUGAACAACAUUAAGAAAGGCUCAAAACUACAAUCCUACAAACAAAUAAUCACAAAUCAUCUCAUCAAUAAGCCAUUAUCUAUCUUAAUAUAUAGCAUAUGCAAAAUUGCUAAUUAUAAAUAUCACCAAUACGAUGCAGAUCGAUUGUUCCUCACAAAACGAAGUAUUGCUGAUCAGAGCAUGAUUGAUGAGAUCCUGGCAUUACCUAAUAUUGGCAAGGUUACAUUUCGUGACACUACCAAGAUGAGUAGCUUUAAACAAUCAUUCUGGAAGAGUGCCAUUAGAUUGUUUGAAGGCCUCAAAGCCAAGGGAGUAACGUCCCUUCAUUAUCCAUCAUUGUGGAUCAUUAAGCCAUUCCCAUCAGUCGUGCAAUGGUCAACCAUGGCGCUCGACAACAAUGAGAGAUGUGAUUUUGAAGAUUUUGAGGAUGCUGAUGAAGGCGAUCAUCACCCAAAUCCACCCUUGGCACCUGGCACCCUGCCCUCAUCACUCACCUCCAUCAGUAUAUCAAACUACAUCUUCGAGUCCUUCAAAGUCCUACCACAGGGCAUCAAGAUCAUGGACCUCAGGUACUCAUCACAUGGAAAACCGAUCAAACCUGGCGAUCUCCCAUCCAGCCUGGAGACUCUCAUUCUCUCCCGAUACGUCAGUGCUGCCGCGUUCACCCCUGGAUCCCUCCCACCCCGUCUCAAGACAUUGGAGUUUAAUUGGCCGUAUGAUCAUGUGCUCGACGACACGAUAUUGCCCCAAUCAAUCACAUGUUUGGACCUAAAGUCUGGAUGCAAGAAGCCACUGGGACCCCUGCCAGACAGCCUGACCGACCUGCGCAUUAAUGGUCGCGCGACAGGAUCGAUCAAACACCGACCACUGAUCAAGCUCCUGCUCAAAUCCUAUCGAUCAAUCAAUCCAUUCGUAACAUUUGAUCAACUGACCGACCUGACAUUCAACGACCUGGAGCCACACGAGAUACCAAACAUCAACUCCAAACGGUUCCCAAGUCUGCGAAUGCUUGACUUGUACGUUGUACUAAAGGGAGCAACACCUGCUGAUGAGCCCACCAUCCCCGAUGAUUUUAUGGUCGAUGUCUCGACAUUGCCAUCAACUCUCAAGUACCUUUCGUUGGAUUCAUCGUUUGGUCCAAGGUUUAGAGGCAUACCAAAUGGCGUGGAAACAUUCAGACUUGGCGCAUCAUAUCGCCAUGAAGUCAAGUUCAACUAUGCAUUGCUCCCAUCAUCCAUCACCAGUCUGAUUCUUUAUGGAACUCACUUUAGAUUGCCGAAUGAUGGUCCAGUGCCGUGGCCAUUACCGCCAUCAAUUCGCAAGAUAGAGUUCAUUUUGUCGCCAUUCCCGCCAAGCCUAUUCCUCAGAUACCUGCCGACGACCAUCCAAGAACUUCACUUUAGUAUCACCAACAAGCGCAAAACUACUUAUGUGGAUUUACAAUUGCGAAGGAUCACGGAUACCAAGUUCUUUGCCUUGGUGACGUCGCCAGCACUAAUCGACAGUGGAUUCAUGGACAUCAACACUGCUCAUUGUACCAAAGAG
Acytostelium subglobosum LB1 is the source of this 1707-nucleotide messenger RNA. RefSeq lists its product as hypothetical. Lineage: Eukaryota; Evosea; Eumycetozoa; Acytosteliales; Acytosteliaceae. The annotation marks the transcript as partial. The record is from RefSeq and is a predicted model, not a curated record. The transcript has 2 exons.